Molecule: messenger RNA, 3107 nt
Organism: Seriola dumerili (greater amberjack)
Lineage: Eukaryota; Metazoa; Chordata; Actinopteri; Carangiformes; Carangidae
Gene: pygl
Product: glycogen phosphorylase L
Exons: 20
Coding region: 46-2607 (853 amino acids)
Biological process (GO): glycogen catabolic process
Cellular component (GO): cytoplasm
Molecular function (GO): glycogen phosphorylase activity; pyridoxal phosphate binding
Source: RefSeq, a predicted model, not a curated record
CCGUCUACUCAACCGACCACAGGACCAAACCCUAACCCUCCCAGCAUGGCGACACCUCUCACCGACCAAGAGAAGCGCAAGCAGAUAAGCAUCAGGGGGAUUGCAGGAGUGGAGAACGUUGCAGAGCUGAAGAAGGGCUUCAAUCGACACCUGCACUUCACUCUGGUGAAAGACAGGAACAUCGCAACUCCCAGGGAUUAUUACUUCGCCCUGGCCCACACUGUGAGAGAUCACCUGGUGGGGAGAUGGAUCAGAACACAGCAGUUUUACUAUGAGGCAGACCCAAAGAGGGUGUAUUAUCUGUCUCUGGAGUUCUACAUGGGCAGGACGCUGCAGAACACCAUGAUCAACCUGGGGCUGCAGAACGCCUGCGACGAGGCCAUCUACCAGCUCGGCCUGGACAUGGAGGAGCUGGAGGAGAUGGAGGAGGAUGCUGGUCUGGGGAACGGAGGUCUGGGCAGACUGGCAGCGUGUUUCCUGGACUCCAUGGCCACCUUGGGUCUGGCGGCCUACGGUUACGGCAUUCGAUAUGAAUAUGGGAUCUUUAACCAGAAGAUAAGAGACGGCUGGCAGGUGGAGGAGGCAGAUGAUUGGCUGAGACAUGGAAACCCCUGGGAGAAAGCACGGCCUGAGUACAUGCUGCCAGUUCACUUCUACGGACGGGUGGAGGAGACGAGAGACGGCUCCAAAUGGGUCAACACCCAGGUGGUGCUGGCGAUGCCUUACGACACACCCAUCCCCGGCUACAUGAACAACACUGUAAACACCAUGAGGCUUUGGUCUGCGCGCGCGCCCAACGACUUUAACUUGAGAGACUUUAAUGUUGGAGAUUAUAUUCAGGCCGUGCUGGACAGGAAUCUGGCAGAGAACAUCUCCCGUGUGCUUUACCCCAAUGACAAUUUCUUUGAGGGAAAAGAACUUCGUCUGAAGCAGGAGUAUUUUGUGGUGGCAGCCACGCUCCAAGACAUCAUCCGCCGCUUCAAGACCACGAAGAAGGGCACAGGUGGUCGCACCUCCUUCGAGAGUUUCCCAGACAAAGUCGCCAUCCAACUGAACGACACUCAUCCAGCCAUGGCCAUCCCCGAGCUGAUGAGAAUCUUCGUGGACAUUGAGAAACUCGACUGGGACACGGCCUGGGACCUCACCAGGCACACCUUCGCCUACACCAACCACACGGUCCUCCCCGAGGCUCUGGAGCGCUGGCCUGUGGAGCUGCUGGAGACGCUGCUGCCCAGACACCUGCAGAUCAUCUACCAGAUCAACCAGGUCCACCUCAAUAGGAUCGCCGCUCUCUUUCCAGAAGACGUCGACAAACUGAGGAAGAUGUCUCUGAUCGAAGAGGACGGAUGCAAGAGGGUGAACAUGGCUCACCUGUGCAUCGUGGGCUCUCACGCUGUCAACGGCGUUGCAGAGAUACACUCCAACAUCAUCAAGACUGACGUAUUUAAAGACUUCAGUGAACUGGAACCAGAGAAGUUUCAGAACAAAACCAACGGCAUCACUCCCAGACGCUGGCUGCUGCUCUGCAACCCCGGACUGGCCGAGCUUAUCGCUGAGGUCAUCGGGGAGGAUUAUGUGAAGGACCUCAGCCAGCUUCAGAUGCUGAAUGACUUUGUUGACGACGCCGCCUUCAUCCGGGACGUGUCUAAAGUCAAGCAGGACAACAAGGUGAAAUUCGCUCAGUACCUGGAGAAAGAGUACAGGGUGAAAAUCAACCCGUCCUCCAUGUUCGACGUCCACGUGAAGAGAAUCCACGAGUACAAGCGGCAGCUCCUCAACUGCCUGCACAUCAUCACCAUGUACAACCGCAUCAGAAAAAACCCCAAUGCACCUUUUGUACCACGAACGGUGAUCAUCGGCGGAAAGGCUGCUCCGGGGUAUCACAUGGCAAAAAUGAUCAUCAAGCUCAUCACCUCAGUGGCUGAUGUGGUGAACAACGACCCCGUGGUGGGAAACAAGCUGAAGGUCAUCUACCUGGAGAACUACAGGGUGUCUCUGGCAGAGAAAGUCAUACCUGCCACAGAUCUGUCAGAGCAGAUCUCCACUGCCGGCACCGAGGCCUCAGGAACAGGAAACAUGAAGUUCAUGCUGAACGGAGCUCUGACCAUCGGCACCAUGGACGGCGCCAACGUGGAGAUGGCCGAGGAGGCCGGAGAGGAGAACCUGUUCAUCUUCGGCAUGAGGGUGGGGGAAGUGGCCGAAAUGGACAAAAAGGGAUAUGAUGCCAUGUCGUACUACAAGAAGAUUCCCGAGCUGAAACAAGUGAUGGACCAGAUCACGAGCGGCUUUUUCAGCCCCAAAAAUCCAGAUCUCUUCAAAGACCUCACUAACAUGCUCUUCAAACAUGACCGUUUCAAAGUGUUUGCAGACUUUGAAGACUACAUAAAAUGUCAAGAGAAAGUCAGCCAGCUCUAUCAGAAUCCAAAGGAGUGGACGAAGAUGGUGAUCAAGAACAUCGCAGCCACAGGAAAGUUCUCCAGCGACAGAACCAUCACAGAGUACGCGACGGAGGUGUGGGGCGUCGAGCCGACCGACCUGAAGAUACCGCCGCCAAAUGAGCCGAGAGAGGCCAUCGAGGAAACGGCCAGAGCUCUGAAGAAAAUGUGAGGCUGUUUCACAACCAAACACUUGCCUUUAUGUUUACAAUGUGUUAACUGUUCCUCUGUGCCUUUAACCUUCAAGUCACACUUCACUGAACUUUUCAAGAACUUUUAGUGUUUCAGAAAUCACAUCUAUUUUUUUUUUUCAUUGUCAAAGCACUUGCAUUGAAACUUGUCUGUUACAGUCCUUCAGCCCCAGCUCAUACCGAAAAUGUGGAGUCGCUGUGGAGAGAAAGGUCAAAUAUUUGCAAAUGAUUUGCUCAUAUUUAACAUUCCUGGUGUACAGGAUGGGCGGGGGUUUCUGCAUUUCGGGAAUUCAGUAGGAUGUCAGUCACAGAGCAGCUGACUAAACUGAAUUUCUAAUUACAUUCCUGCAUGUUUAUGCUGUAAAGCCCAUACUCCAGACAGUAUCAGUAUAACUUGAUUAAGGAAGGAUGCAAACCUACUUCAUUUGUCAUCCACAGUAUUUCAUCCCAGUGUUGAAAUAAAAAAAGACUCUCUGUGUUA